Molecule: messenger RNA, 3099 nt
Organism: Kazachstania africana CBS 2517
Lineage: Eukaryota; Fungi; Ascomycota; Saccharomycetes; Saccharomycetales; Saccharomycetaceae
Gene: FUN30
Product: DNA-dependent ATPase FUN30
Exons: 1
Coding region: 1-3099 (1032 amino acids)
Cellular component (GO): nucleus
Molecular function (GO): ATP-dependent chromatin remodeler activity; ATP binding; DNA binding
Source: RefSeq, a predicted model, not a curated record
AUGGAAGACAAUUCUGAGAACGAAGUUCAAGUUCCUGGGACGUCAUCGCCAGUUAUACCGACUACCAUGUCAUCAUCACCUUUAAAACCACCUGAAACUGAUUCAAAAGUGGAUGCCUUCCGUGAUAAAUUCACAUAUAGACCAAGUGACCAUGCUAUUACUGGGGUUUUUACUAAGAAAGAGCCUACCUCUUUUGAUGAUCAAGUUCUGACGUUAGAAAAGGAAUUUCCCGAUUUUUCCAGGACAUUGAUCCAAGCUGUCUUUAAGUCAAAUUCCUUCAAUUUGGAGCACGCAAGAGCCAGGUUAGAGAGGAUCAAGUCUCAAAGAAAUAUAUGGUCAUCUACGUCACCUCAAAGAAGCUCAAGCAAUCAAAGUAACAGUUCCAAAAGACUAAAUUCCAUUCAAACCACCAAAAUUACAUUAAAUAAACCAAAUGAAUCAAUAUACCAUAGGUACUCAAACGUUAUGAAAGAAUCAAAGAAAGCCUAUGAUCCAAAAAACCUCGAGGCGAUUUCUUUACCAAAUUAUUUGCCAAUGAAACAACUCAAACACGAAUUACCAAAACCAACUUCUAAGAAGAGAAAAUUAGUUAGAGGUGAUAAGAUAACUGAAUUAGAUUCAAAACUAUUGAAAUUAAAAGCCAAAAAAUUGAUGGAAAAGGAAGAUGAGGAUAGUUAUGAUGAAAAUGAAGAUGAUAAGAAUGAGACAGAAGAUGAUAUCUCUGAUGAUUAUGAAGACGAAGAUCAACAUGCCAACGGUGUUGACAUUGAUACUCAAAUCUUAGAGUUUUUAAAUACUGCAGAUCCGCUGGAUAUUUCAGAUCUAGCAGAGACUACUUUUGAAAAGGCAAAAUUAAUAGUCUCAAAGAGACCCUUUAACAAUCUGGUAAUUUUCGCAGAUAUGGAUUUUACUACUCAUUCGAAAGAAGAUGAAGAGGAAGAGAAGUCCCAAAAUAAAAGAAAGAGGAGUCGUGGACAGAAGAAGGAAGGUGAGAGAUUCUUGGAGAAAAUUAAUCAAUCAAUAAGAGGUUACAAUGCAUUAGACUCCUUAUUGAAACAAUGUUCUUCAUAUGGUAAACUUAUUUCAUCACAAAUGUCUAGAUGGGGUGUCCAAUUGAAUAAUCAGGAAAGUAAUGAUGUUGUGAGUUUCAUGACUGUUGAUCAAGAUGAUGAUGACUCUGAAAAUGCCGUGGUAGAUGAAUUCGAUGAAACAGAAGUCAGUAAUACGCCAACACCUGACCCAACAUCAUUAGUUAAUAAAAUAAAGAAGACAACCAUUGGUGAUAGUGAUGAUGAAGAUUUUCAAGAAGAAGAGGAGGAAGAAGAAUUAGAAGAUGAUGAGGAUGAUGAAGAUUAUGAUGAAGAUGGAAGCAAUAAACGGAUAUCCGUCCCUGGUAAAAGAGGUCUGCGUAUUCAAAGAAAAGGUCUGAUCAAGUUUUUCAAAGGUAAGCCAAGAUUACUUAGCGGCGAAAUAGAGUUGAAAGAUUAUCAGCAAACCGGUAUAAAUUGGUUAAAUUUGUUAUAUCAUAACCAAAUGUCUUGUAUACUCGCUGAUGAUAUGGGUCUCGGUAAGACAUGCCAGGUGAUUUCCUUUUUAGCUUAUUUAAAACAAAUUAAUGAAUCAGGACCACAUCUUAUCGUGGUUCCAUCUUCCACUUUGGAAAACUGGCUAAGGGAGUUUAAGAAGUUCUGUCCAGCAUUAAGGAUUGAACCAUACUAUGGAUCUCAGAAUGAAAGAGCUGAAUUACGUGAAAUGUUAGAAGACAGCAAUAACUAUGAUGUAAUUGUGACAACUUACAAUCUGGCUGCUGGUAAUAAAUACGACGUCUCUUUUUUGAAGGGCCUCCAGUUCAAUGUUGUAGUAUACGAUGAAGGUCAUAUGUUAAAGAACUCAAUGAGCGAAAGAUUCAAUAAGUUAAUGAAAAUUAGAGGGUCAUUCAGGUUAUUACUUACUGGUACACCAUUGCAAAAUAAUUUAAAGGAGUUGAUGUCUCUGUUGGAGUUCAUUAUGCCUUCAUUGUUUGAAUCCAAGAAAGAAUCACUCGCCACUGUUUUCAAGCAACGUGCAAGAACCACCGAUGACAACAAGGACCACAAUCCAUUGUUAGUACAAGAAGCCAUUGAAAGGGCUAAGACCAUGAUGAAGCCAUUUAUUUUGAGAAGACGUAAGGAUCAAGUUCUAAAACAUCUACCUGCUAAGCAUUUGAAAAUUGAAAAAUGUGAAAUGAAGGAAACUCAAAAGGAAAUAUACCGUCGUGAAAUUCAACAUGUUAUUGAUCAUAAAGAAGGAAAGGAAACAUCCUCUUCUAAAAAUUUGAUUAUGGCUUUAAGAAAAGCUUCUAUACAUCCAUUAUUGUUCAGACAUAUUUAUGAUGACAAAGUCAUAGAUAAAAUGAGUACGGCAAUACUUUCGGAACCACAGUAUUCGGAAGACGGUAACAAACAAUAUAUAAUGGAGGAUAUGAGUUACAUGACAGAUUUUGAAUUGCAUCGACUAUGCCAAAAUUUCCCUCGCACUUUAUCAAAGUUUCAAUUAAGCAACGACGAAUGGAUGCAAUCAGGUAAAGUGGAUACAUUAAUCACCAUAUUAGACAAUAUCAUCAAUAAAAAGAAAGAGAAAGUCUUAAUCUUUUCAUUAUUUACGCAGGUGUUAGAUAUAUUGGAGAUGGUUUUGAGUACAUUGAGCUAUAAGUUUUUACGUUUGGACGGGUCCACACAAGUUAACGAGAGACAAAAUAUCAUUGAUAAGUUUUACGAAGAUCAAACCAUUCCAAUCUUCAUUUUAUCAACUAAAGCUGGUGGGUUUGGUAUCAAUUUAGUUUGUGCCAAUAACGUAGUUAUAUUUGAUCAAAGUUUUAAUCCUCAUGAUGACAGACAGGCUGCUGAUAGAUCACACCGUGUGGGACAGACCAAAGAGGUUACAAUAACCACAUUAAUCACGAAGGAUUCAAUUGAAGAGAAAAUACAUCAAUUGGCCAAAAACAAAUUAGCGUUGGACUUGAGUGUCAGUGAAGAUGACAAGAAGGCUGAGGAAAAUUUGGAAAACAAAGUAAGCGAUAUGCUAGAAGAUCUUGUCUUCCAAGAGCAACAAUCCAAAUAG